AUGGCUGCCCGUGGUGGCGUCUCCACUGCCGGCGAGGGUCUGCCCUACGCCGAGUCCUCGCCGCCGGCGACCGCACUGCCAGAUGCGGACAUCGACCAGGGACUGGCAAGAAGUUUGACAGCUGUAGGAGUGGGUGUUGCAGCUCUCGUAUUUGCAGGUCGCUAUGCAUUGCAAAUCUGGAAGCCUCUAGAACAAGUACUCACAGAAACGGCAAAGAAGAUUUCCACUCCUAGCCUUUCAUCCUACUAUAAAGGAGGAUUUGAACAGAAAAUGAGUAGGCAAGAAGCUAGUCUUACUUUGGGUAUAAGCCCAUCUGCUGGCAAGGCCAAGAUUAGAACAGCUCAUAGGAGAACCAUGAUUUUGAAUCACCCAGAUAAAGGUGGAUCUCCUUACUUAGCAACCAAAAUAAAUGAAGCAAAAGACUUGCUAGAAGCAACCACCAAACACUGAUUGAUGCUUAA
Neomonachus schauinslandi (Hawaiian monk seal) is the source of this 461-nucleotide messenger RNA. Its product is annotated as dnaJ homolog subfamily C member 15-like. Lineage: Eukaryota; Metazoa; Chordata; Mammalia; Carnivora; Phocidae. The record is from RefSeq and is a predicted model, not a curated record. Bases 1 to 450 code for a protein of 149 amino acids. The transcript has a single exon. Gene Ontology annotation, biological process: protein import into mitochondrial matrix. Gene Ontology annotation, cellular component: PAM complex, Tim23 associated import motor. Gene Ontology annotation, molecular function: ATPase activator activity.